Macadamia integrifolia is the source of this 1067-nucleotide messenger RNA. RefSeq names its product gamma-glutamyl peptidase 5-like. The record is from RefSeq and is a predicted model, not a curated record. Gene Ontology annotation, cellular component: cytosol. The transcript is spliced from 4 exons. Bases 124 to 891 code for a protein of 255 amino acids. NCBI's taxonomy places the organism in Eukaryota, Viridiplantae, Streptophyta, Magnoliopsida, Proteales, Proteaceae.
CUCAAACCUCCCUCUAGUCUUUAGCUUCCAAGGCAACUGGGUUUUAAUUUGUAACUUCAUUCAGAAAUCCUUUCCUUCUCUAUAAUCUCUGUUUCUUUUCCUUUCUGUGAUUUUUUGAAGAAGAUGGAAGGUGUUGGGAAUGAACAGAAGAGAUAUGCUCUACUGAUGGCUGCAAGGGACUCUGAGUAUGUGAAGAAAGUGUAUGGUGGAUACUUUAAUGUGUUUAAGAACGCAUUUGCAGAUGAAGGGGAAACAUGGGAGAUGUUCAGUGUUGUUGAUGGAGUGUUCCCUGACAUGGAUGAGCUUCACAAGUAUGAUGGUUUUGUAAUCAGUGGUAGCCCUUAUGAUGCUUAUGGGAAUGACCCAUGGGUCUUGACUCUUUGCUCUCUGCUGAGAAAACUGGACUCCAUGGGGAAGAAGGUGCUUGGAAUAUGUUUUGGCCAUCAGGUUUUGUGCAGAGCAUUGGGUGGUAAGGUUGAGAGAGCUUGUGGUGGAUGGGACCUAGGGUUGAGGAAAGUCAACAUGAUUGGGGAGUUACCCCCUUGUAGCAUCUUUGAUGGCUUACAGGAAAUCCCAUCUACCCUCACUAUUAUUGAGUGUCAUCAGGAUGAGGUGAGGGAGGUCCCUACAGGUGCGAAAGUGAUAGCAUUCUCAGACCAGACAGGAGUGGAGAUGUUUGUUCUUGACUAUCACAUAUUAGGGAUUCAAGGCCAUCCUGAAUAUACCAAAGAUAUCUUAUGUAAUAUUAUUGAUCGUCUUGCUAACAAUAACUCAAUUAAGAAAGAAUUUGCUGAGAUUGUGAAAUCGAGAUUGGAGAUUGCAGAACCAGAUAGGAAGUUUUGGUUGAAGAUUUGCAAGAACUUUCUCAAGGGGGGACAGAUGUUGUGUUAAUUUUUUUUUGAAUAAAAAAAUAUUAGCUGCUUCGAUGUGGUUAGAAACAGAAUGAAGAUCUCCUUCAUUCUAAUCAAUUUGUAAUGGGAAAAGUAAAAAGUGUUGAAUUUGUAUGUAUUUUGUUGAAUGAAGAUCUCCUUCAUUCUUUGUAAUGGAAAAUUAAAGUACUUCGCUAG